Messenger RNA from Penicillium angulare, 2268 nucleotides. RefSeq names its product putative pentafunctional AROM polypeptide. The coding region runs from base 1 to 2268 and encodes 755 amino acids. The record is from RefSeq and is a predicted model, not a curated record. Gene Ontology annotation, molecular function: shikimate 3-dehydrogenase (NADP+) activity; 3-dehydroquinate dehydratase activity. The transcript is spliced from 2 exons. Gene Ontology annotation, biological process: chorismate biosynthetic process; shikimate metabolic process. Lineage: Eukaryota; Fungi; Ascomycota; Eurotiomycetes; Eurotiales; Aspergillaceae.
AUGAGCAACCCAAGCAUAGCAACAUCUACACCAUUAGAUACCACUCAGCCGGAGUAUUCCGAAGCCCUUCGCUUCCACCGACAAUAUAACACCAAUGCUACUAUAUUGUUGGUAGGAUUUUUCGGGGCGGGCAAGAAGACGCUUGGAAUCAUUGCAUCCGUGGCCCUGCGAAGACGUCUCAUUGAAUUCGACUCAUUUUUCAAAAAGGAAACCCAGGCCUUACCACAAGAAUUCAUUGCUUGUCAUGGCUUAGCACGAUACCGCGAAGUUGAACUAGAGGUAUCACGAACGCUUUUGGCCAAAAAUGCUACAGGAUGCGUUAUCGUCGGCUUGGGGGGAUCCGCAAGUCAUCAAUUGCAGGUGUUAUUGGGUGAAUUUGCUCAAACCCAUCCUGUUGUUUACAUACGAAGGGAUGAAGCAGAUCUCCGAAGUUCCAUUUCUGCCAGCUUAGAGAAGUUUGAAAAAAUAUUCGAAGUCGGAAACGCUUUCUUCAAAUCAUGCUCCAAUUUUGACUUUUUCAACCAUACUCAAGAUCAAACUGAUCGGGGGAUACCGACCUACCUGAAGCUCAAAGAAACCGAACGUGUAUUUGUGGCCUUCUUACGUCGAGUUUUUCAAAAACCCCAUCGUGAAGCUUUCUCGGUCAAUCCUUUCUCAGCAUCAAAUACAUAUGCUUUACAAAUCUCCCUUUCUUGGAUGAAUGAACCCAAUCAGGACUUGGAAGCUCUUGAGAUUGGGGUUGAUGCGAUCAUAUUGGUGAUCGAGUCUGGUGAAAUUAGCUCAAGCACGAUUCAAGCCCAGCUUCUACGCCAUAUCUCGACCUUGAGGACGUUCUGUCGAGUCCCAAUCAUCAUCGACAUUUCAGAUGCACCAUACGCGCUUUCUACCACCUAUUUUCAGAUACUGGAAAUGAUUCUGCGAAUGGUCCCCGAUGCAAUCAUGUGUUCACUUAACCAUACCACAGAUUACAUUUCGAAAUUUAAUCUCUCGAAAGGUGGCACUAAAAUCAUCGGCACAAUACAUACGCCGUCACAGUUGGGAUCUAUUGAGUCAAACCUUGAUCCUCCUGCUCUUAUCAAGAAAGUGGACCCAUUGAAACUGGAUGCCCUCCGAAUAACUGGAGAGUCGACAGCGCCAAAUGACCACGUAGAGGCACUGUCAUUCAUACGACAUAUGAGAACGAUUUCAAAUCUCCCCAUAAUUGCGUACAAUAAAGGGCCACUGGGUCGAGCAUCCAUAUGCCUGAAUCCCACUCUGUCACCAGUGUCGUUGAGAAGUACCACUGGAGUCACAUUACAAGCGGCGCAGCAAGCACUAAGCGCCUGUUUUCUUCUACGCAAAAAAACUUUCCAUAUAUUUGGACAAGGCGUGAAACAUACCUUGUCGCCGGCUAUGCAUAACAUGUGUUACGCUACUAGCGGCUUGCCUCAUACAUAUCACACCUUUCCCACAGAAGACAUUACUGACGUGGAAGAGCUAUUAACGGAUGAAACGCAAGGCGGUAUCACCAUCUCAUUACCAUUUAAAUCAGCGAUUAUACCUUAUCUGGACUUUGUAAGUUCAGAUGCCAGAGAUAUGAAUGCCGUGAAUACGGUGGUUCUCGAGCAUCAAUAUCCACCCAGUGGUGGUACGAAAAUCGUUCGAAAAGGCUUUAAUACCGACUACAUUGGAAUCAGAGAUUGUAUCUACAAAUAUCUUUCUCCCGCAAAUGCCGUUCGCGAUGGAACCUCGGCCUUAAUCAUCGGUGCUGGUGGAAUGGCCCAGGCCGCAGUUUAUGCGUGCCAUGAGUUGGGUAUACAGCAUAUUUGCAUAUACAACCGAACACCGGCCAAUGGGGAAAAGCUUGUAGAUUAUUAUCACAAGUGGGCUGAGUCUAGAGGUACCGAAUUGCGACUAAAGGUUCUUCGUUCCGUCGAGGAUGUCUGGCCAGAGGGCAUCCGGCUCCCAACCAUAGUUGUUGCAUGUAUUCCACCAUACAAAAUGGAUGGUGCCGAUGAAGGGCCUGUGGUAUUCAAUAUUUCGGAAAAUUGGCUUGCAAGUCGGACGGGCGGUGUUUUUGUCGAGGUUGCGUAUGGUCCAUUUAGGACUCCUCUGAUGGAACAAAUGCUUUCAAGAUCUUCGAAGGGAUGGGUAAUGGUUGAUGGAUUGAAGGUGCUUCUAGAACAAGGUAUCGCUCAGUAUGAAUUGUUUACCAAGCGACCAGCGCCAAUUCAUGUUAUGCGGCGAGCUAUCCAAGAACAGAGUAUGAAAUAUGGAUUUAUUCAUUAA